Photinus pyralis (common eastern firefly) is the source of this 607-nucleotide messenger RNA. RefSeq lists its product as uncharacterized. The transcript has 3 exons. The coding region runs from base 109 to 531 and encodes 140 amino acids. The record is from RefSeq and is a predicted model, not a curated record. NCBI's taxonomy places the organism in Eukaryota, Metazoa, Arthropoda, Insecta, Coleoptera, Lampyridae.
AACGAUAGAGCAAACCUGCAAAAUCGCUUCGAAAUACCACUUAAAUUUAUUCUCACUAUCUGCUUUGCCAGAGUGAAUCCAGCUUCUUUUGAGUUACCACAAUUAAAAAUGAUGGCCUUAAUUCAAGUGUUUGUUUUCGCCUCCAUGGUUUUCUGCACAGCCUAUUCGCUCACGUGUUACAAAUGCGAUUCUGAAAAACCUGGCGGCUGUGCCAAAAGUGCGAAACCCGCCACGUCCCCGUGCGGAACACCACCUGCGGACUUUACCUUCGUUUGUUACUACAAAUCUGCUCGAAAUACCGCUCGAAGCAUCAGCUUUGCCAAUUCGAGCUGCGUUGCGGUUCCGGCAGGAAGUAAGCCAUCUAGUGAGAUGGUUGCAGAUUGCAAAAGUCCACCCCCUGAGAUCAGAGUCGACGAGUGCAGAGUUUGCGAUACGGAUCUAUGCAAUGCGGCGCCAUUAUUAGAAUCAUCUCUUACUGCUAUUAUCUGUCUAGUUUCAGCAAAGUGGCUCACGUCCUUCGCUUUACUAUAAUAUUGGGAGAAUUGUUUAAAUAAGUGUAUAAAAAUGUGUGAUAAUGUGUCCAAUAUAUUUAUUGAUUAGUUUCGAA